CCCUCCCCCUCUGUUUCUCCUCUCAUCUCCCUCUCAUUGUCGUUUCCACCCACCCUCGCUCUGUUUUCCCUCUGCUUCUGUCCCUCUCCCUCUAUUUUGCUCUCUCUCUCUUCCGCAGUUCAACACUUUCGAGCUUGCCUCUUGCAAGGCUACACGCACUGACGACAGGAUGUCCAUUGUGAGCAUCAUUGCCAGGGAAAUCCUGGACUCUCGGGGAAACCCGACAGUAGAGGUGGACCUGAGAACUGACAAAGGUCUGUUCAGGGCUGCUGUGCCCAGUGGAGCAUCUACAGGUAUCUAUGAAGCUCUGGAACUCAGAGAUGGAGACAAAAGCCGUUACAAGGGAAAAGGUGUACUGAAGGCUGUUGGUCACAUUAAUGACACUCUUGGGCCAGCCGUCAUUGCAUCUGAGAUUAGUGUGGUGGAACAGGAGAAACUGGACAACAUGAUGAUAGAAUUGGACGGCACAGAGAACAAAUCUCAAUUUGGUGCCAAUGCCAUCCUGGGAGUGUCUCUGGCCAUCUGCAAGGCUGGUGCGGCAGAGAAAGGGGUACCCCUGUACCGUCACAUUGCUGAUCUGGCAGGAAACACAGAACUAGUGCUGCCAGUUCCUGCGUUUAAUGUAAUAAACGGAGGCUCUCAUGCUGGGAACAAGCUUGCCAUGCAGGAAUUCAUGGUACUUCCUGUAGGGGCGGAGUCGUUCCGUGAUGCACUGCGUGUUGGUGCAGAACUCUACCAGACCCUGAAAGGUGUCAUCAAGGAGAAGUACGGCCAAGAUGCCACCAACGUUGGUGAUGAGGGAGGUUUUGCUCCAAACAUCUUGGAGAACAGUGAAGCACUGGAGUUGAUCAAAACUGCCAUAGACAAGGCCGGUUUCACAGAUAAAGUUGUGAUCGGAAUGGAUGUGGCCGCCUCUGAGUUCUACCGCGAUGGGAAGUAUGACCUGGACUUCAAGUCGCCCCCAGACCCCAACAGACACAUUACAAGCGAUGAGCUUUUAGAGAUCUACCAGACAUUUGUCAAUGACUAUCCAGUGGUCUCCAUUGAGGAUCCAUUCGAUCAGGAUGACUGGCCCGCCUGGACUAACAUGACAGGUUCAAUCGGGGUCCAGAUUGUGGGAGACGACCUGACCGUGACAAACCCAAAGAGGAUAGAAAAAGCUGCUGAAGAUCGUGCCUGUAACUGUCUGCUCCUGAAAGUCAACCAAAUUGGCACCGUUACAGAGGCCAUCCAGGCAUGUAAGCUCGCCCAGGCCAACGGAUGGGGAGUAAUGGUGAGCCAUCGCUCAGGGGAGACUGAGGACACUUUCAUCGCUGAUCUAGUGGUGGGACUCUGCACUGGACAGAUAAAGACGGGAGCUCCUUGUAGAUCUGAGCGCCUCGCAAAAUACAACCAACUUAUGAGGAUUGAAGAGGAACUGGGCGAUCAGGCUCGAUUUGCCGGGCACAAUUUCAGAAACCCUAGCGCUCUGUGAGACUGACAUCCUUGCACCGAAAUCACACAAAAAAACAACAACUGACAAACAGAGUACAUACUGCACUUAUCUGACUGACUAUCCCCAACUUAGAUUACCCAGAAUGCAUAAAAAUGGCACUAUUUGCACUGACAUACAAAUAAUGACUUACUCAAACACUCAAAAGAUAUAUGUAAACUGACCUGGACUAGGACAGGCUUUAAAAGACCAAAUAUUAUGCACAGUGAAUACUGGACAGGCUGACAUUAUGCACAAGGAGAUACUGAAUUACUUGACGGGCAAACCAUGUCCACAGGGUGAACAUGCAUGCGUAAGAUAACAUGGAUACGAAGAAUUUAGGAGACAAGGCCACGAGGCCUUGAUGUUUUUAAAGAGGGAUUUCACUCAGAUGGAAUAAAAGCCAGAGAGAUGUAUUUGAAUAAGGUGUAAACGUCUUAGAAUCCAGUUUAAGCUUCAAUUUAGAGUGCGAAGUACGUGUACAUACAUUUACAUUUACAAAGUUGACUUGCCACACUUCAAAAUAAUGUAUGUAGUUUUUAUGGUUCAUUGCAUGAGAUUCAGGGACAAAUAUUUAGAUUAUGGAGAAUGGAAGGAAGACAAAUAUGCAGAUAUUUUGAUUUGGGGCCUGAAGUGUGAAACAGUUGCAUAGUUUUACAUUUCAUUAAUACUUAUGCACAUAUGCGAUGAGAUGCAUCAGUGUGACUGUAAGAUGGAAAAUGAUGUUGUAGUUAGUAACACAGACGGUCUUGUUGGCUAUAUGAGGGCCCGGCAUUUUACUCAUUUACUUUAGAUGCUUUUAGGGACACCAGACACACUGACAUUUCAUCAUGUUCACACAUUUCUGCAUAUUUAAUCAUUUGCUUGAGGAUCCAAAAUAGGUCCUUAUCGUACAUGUAGUCACUGGCUUAUUGGCCAUUUAAAUAAAAAAUAUUGUUAAAGAACGAGAAUGAAAUCUGAAGGAUUAAACAUGAAUUCCCAUAUCAGUUCUAAGAGCUAAAUAUAAGCUAAACCUAUUGUGCAAAGCCCCCACUUUCAUAUAUCUGCCUGACUUUCUCAUGCAAUGACCAUUAAAAUAUGAAAAUCUAAUUUUCUUUCACCCUGGAUGUCCAUUUUAAAAGUGAAGUGCGUUAUUUUUGAUGUUUAAAUACCUCUAUCCUAAUUUGAUGUGCAUAGACAACUACUGUAUAAAUAAGACAUACGUAGCCAUUUUGUGUCACUUUUAAAACAUUGGUGUAUUUGUUUGAGCGUCAACUUGUCGCUCAACCAAUGGUGUGAGGUUGGGGGCGGGACUAGCCGUUUGUCCAGUUAAUUGCAGACAGGGCCGGGGCAGAAGAGACAUUAACAGGGUUUUAGAAAACACAUUUGGAUACAAUCAUUAUUUCUGCAGUUCUGUUUGCUGCCACUAGGGGUGCAGAAAUGAGUCAUUUCAUAUUUAAAAAUCUAAAUCCAAUGAUGAAAGAAAAAGAGACUGAAGUGUGAGACAGUAAUAGUGGGUGCAAAAAUAUCAAUUUAGUCUUCAGGCUUCAAGCACAACUGAAGAGAUAUAAAUAAAUUCACAGUGACAGAUCACACUCAAACAUUAGACAGACAUUCUUACACGAAUAGACAAACACACACUCAUUCAUUCACGUUUGUGUAGCAAAGUUUCACCCUCCCAACGCACACGACUCCUUAUUCUCUGCCACCAUGGACAUUGUAUUCUGUAUUUCUUCCUUUCACGUCAUUUUCAUCUGUCUCACUCUCUUCAUCACUUCUUUUCCCUUCUUGUGGUUAUGGCUUGGCUUGUUCCCUCUUACCUGAAACGUUUUCUCCAUUAUUGUGGUGGAAAAUGCAAGUGCAAGAUGCAGAGAAAAAAAUAACUGUCGAGUCUGUCAUUGAAUAAUGUUAUGAAAAUAAAGCUGUCAUUACUUU
This is a messenger RNA of Xyrauchen texanus (razorback sucker), 3385 nucleotides long. Its product is annotated as gamma-enolase. Gene Ontology annotation, molecular function: phosphopyruvate hydratase activity; magnesium ion binding. The transcript is spliced from 12 exons. Lineage: Eukaryota; Metazoa; Chordata; Actinopteri; Cypriniformes; Catostomidae. Gene Ontology annotation, biological process: glycolytic process. Gene Ontology annotation, cellular component: phosphopyruvate hydratase complex. The record is from RefSeq and is a predicted model, not a curated record. The coding region runs from base 170 to 1474 and encodes 434 amino acids.